Messenger RNA from Setaria italica (foxtail millet), 654 nucleotides. RefSeq names its product RING-H2 finger protein ATL79. Bases 1 to 654 code for a protein of 217 amino acids. NCBI's taxonomy places the organism in Eukaryota, Viridiplantae, Streptophyta, Magnoliopsida, Poales, Poaceae. The record is from RefSeq and is a predicted model, not a curated record. The transcript has a single exon.
AUGUCGGUCGAGCCCGCUGACACCUGCUACAGGUGGACCCGCGACUUCGCCGUAGCGCACGCGAUGUUCGGCACCGGGCUCAUCACCCUGCCGGUGGCCGUCCUCCACCUCGCCAAGCGCCCGCACACGGGCGGCGCCGCCUUCUUCGCCGUGUUCGCCGUCUUCUUCGCCGCCGUCAGCCUCACCCUCUGCUGCCGCUUCUACGCCGAGCUCAAGCGCCCGCCCUGGCCGCGCUGGCUCUCCGCGGCAUCGGUGUCCGCCGGAAGCGGCGAUGAAACGACGACGACGUCGGGGGCGGUGCUGUCGCACGACCUCCGACACCCAGGGCAGCCGGUGAUGACCCGGGUUGAGAGCUACGAGCACUGUGGUGGCAGCGCUGCGGACUGCGCGGUGUGCCUGGGCGAGGUGGAGAAGGGGGAGACGGUGCGGCGGCUGCCGGCGUGCGGGCACGUGUUCCAAACGGAGUGCAUCGACGUGUGGCUGAGCACGCACGCGACGUGCCCGGUUUGCCGGCGCAGCGUGACCCUGGCGCUCGAACGGCCGCGAGAGGUCGUCGUGGACAUCGGAGUUGUUUGUGCGCAGCCCGGAGAGACGAUGCCGGCUCAGCCCGGCAUGAUCUUCGCGGACCAGGCCAGGGCUAGUUGGGGUGUGUGA